AUGGCUAUUAAUUUUAAACUUGAGACCGGUAUACAACUACUUACAAGGUUAUUGAAGAAACCGGGAAUAGAAAACUUUUAUCCAAUGUUAUUUGAGAAAGGGCCAAAACAGGGCGAUAUAAUUGAAUUAUUUAGUAACGCAGGUAAUUCUUGCCUACUUUUAGAUAUUAUUUGCGAAUUAUUACUGCCCGUGGAAUUAGGGGGUGUGGAGGGAAGUAUUUUAAUUUUUAAUACUGAUGGAAAUUUGGAUUUUAUGAUAAUAGUGGAAAGUUUGAAAAAAAAACUUUUAACCUCUAUUAAAAAAGGCGUAUGUGAAUCUAAGAUCGAUUACUAUGUAGAUAAUGCUUUACAGGUGGCCCUAAAAAAAAUGUUUUUUGUGGAAAUAUUUGAUGCCACUCAGUUUUCCAUUACAAUACAAAAUUUGGAAAGUGUGCUUUCAAAACAUUCCAGUAUAUCACUUGUAAUUUUUGAUACAUUAACAGCUUUUUACUGGUCAGAACAAAGUUACAAAAUUACAAAAAUGGAUUUGUAUAUAAAAAAUUUACUUAGAAUCAUACAAAAGGUCACAAAAGAUUAUAAAGUAACUGUAUUAUAUACAAGGCCUGAAUAUUUUUCGUCAACUAAGGAAGUUAUAGAAAACCUUGAGCCAUGCUUUGAAUUUCAAACUCUAGAACAAUUGAAUUAUAGAAUUCAUAUGAUGUAUGCUGGAGAUGCAACAUAUGAAGUGGUUGUAAGGACACAUGAAAAGCAAAUAAAAAGACAUUUUAUUGUAUGUGAUGGGUUUAUUACUUGGCUUUGA
Parnassius mnemosyne (clouded apollo) is the source of this 798-nucleotide messenger RNA. Lineage: Eukaryota; Metazoa; Arthropoda; Insecta; Lepidoptera; Papilionidae. The record is from the annotation of a GenBank genome assembly.